Polistes canadensis is the source of this 1260-nucleotide messenger RNA. RefSeq lists its product as uncharacterized. NCBI's taxonomy places the organism in Eukaryota, Metazoa, Arthropoda, Insecta, Hymenoptera, Vespidae. Bases 52 to 900 code for a protein of 282 amino acids. The record is from RefSeq and is a predicted model, not a curated record. The transcript has 4 exons.
CUACUACAUUUGUUAUAAAAUCGUGUAAAAAAUUAAUAAAAUAAUACUAAGAUGAAUAACGUAAACUUACAUAAUGUUAUUAUAAAAACUACUCAUUUACCAAUAACAGACAAAGAAGAAGAUUUUAUUCAAUUUAAUAAACCUGACACAUCUUGGUUUGACCAUAACAAUACUUUAAACAAUGUUAAAGAACCACAAAUUGUAAAGUUAUUGGAAGAAAAUACUAUAUUUAAGUCAAAUGAUAAUAAUUUGCUAUAUGAUAUAAAUGAAAAUGAAAUCUUGUCUUCUAUAAAAGCUGUAAAUCGUGGAAUUAGUUACUCUAAUACAUUUCUAGAACGCCAGUGGAGAUUAAAACAAAUGAACCAAAAUUUCUGUACAGAAAAGAUUAACGCCAAUAAGUCAAGCUGUAAGUCAUACUCUAGUCUUAGCAAUAAUGCCGAGCCAUCGAAUAUACAAAACACAGGACUAUCAAAUGUACAAAAUAGUAAUACAAACCAAGUAAAGAAAAGGACAGAAGAUAUUGAAGAUUUUAAUUCUGUUCAAGAAAUUUUAAGGCAGUGUAAACUCUCAAAAAAUGCUUUAAUCUUAGGACUUUUGAACAAUAAACAAAUAACAAUAAAUGAUUUACAAAAGCCUAAAAAACAAAUUGUAGAAUAUAGAACAUUCUACGAUCAAUUUAAUUACAAGACUGAAGAUAUGACUGCUGGAUAUCAUCUAGUACAGCUUCCAGAUGAUCCAGACAUAUAUUUGCAUCCAUUACAACUAAUGAAUAAUUCAAAAAAGCAUACUGAUGUAGAGAUAUUCGGAGUAAAGAAAACAUUUACCGCAAAACAAUAUUAUAUUAAUAAUGCUAACCGGGUGUCAUUUGAGUUUGCAAAAAGAAAUGUUGAAAAGAAAUAAUUGUUAUAAGUAAACCUUAAUCAAAAAAUACAUUCAUAAAUUUAUAAUUAAAUAUGCUUAUUUGUCUAAGAAUAUUAAAUAUAAUAAAAAUGAUAUUGUAAAAAUAAUCACGCGAAAUUUAUAAUGUACGAAAUGUGAUAUUAAAAAGUUAGAUAUUAGAACUUAUAUUACUAAGUAACUAUUAAUAUAAAUAAGACUAAUGAGAAGACAACAAAAUUUUUUUAAAUUAUAACCAUUUGUAAGCUAAAUAUGUUUUAGAAAUUAUAUUUGAUGAUUGUGAUACAAUAAUUUAUCCAUGUGGACGCGAAGACAAUGUAAUACAAAUAAUGAAAUAAAUAAUAAACUCUAUUACUCCUUUAA